Helobdella robusta is the source of this 2017-nucleotide messenger RNA. RefSeq lists its product as hypothetical. Gene Ontology annotation, cellular component: CAAX-protein geranylgeranyltransferase complex. Bases 131 to 1342 code for a protein of 403 amino acids. The transcript is spliced from 13 exons. Lineage: Eukaryota; Metazoa; Annelida; Clitellata; Rhynchobdellida; Glossiphoniidae. The record is from RefSeq and is a predicted model, not a curated record. Gene Ontology annotation, biological process: protein geranylgeranylation. Gene Ontology annotation, molecular function: CAAX-protein geranylgeranyltransferase activity.
UUUUUAAUAUUAUUAACGUAACCGCACAAAUAACAAAUCACAAAUAAACGAAUAUCUAUUUUACAUAAAGUUUCCGCUUUUAUCCAUCAAUUUAAUAGGCUGAAAAUAUAAUUUGUGGCAUUACUUAAUUAUGAUUGAAUUUAUGCGAAAUCGUCACGUUAAAUAUUUCACACAUUGUCUGAAGAUGUUGCUACCCUCCAGUUGUUCAUCGUUGGACACCAACAGGUUGACGUUGGGCUUCUUCAGCAUAUCAGGGUUGGAUGUGAUGGGUGAGUUGGAUGUUGUUCUGACAAAGAUACAAAAAGAUGAAUUGAUUGAUUGGAUUUAUUCACAUCAAAUCCAACUUAAUUCUGAUGGUUCAAAUGCCAACCUGGUUGGAUUCAGAGGUUCAUCUGCCAGUGGUUCUGUCCAGAAUGAUAUGAACCACAUUGCCAUGACCUACUCAGCCCUCCUCUCCCUCCUCAUUCUGGGGGAUGACCUUGGGAGAGUCAACAAGUCUAACGUCAUUUGGGCACUGAGAAGUCUGCAGUUGCAGGAUGGCAGUUUCUUGGCAACACACGAAGGCUCCGAAUCAGACAUGCGCUUCAUAUACUGCGCGUCAAUCAUUUGCUACGUGCUUGCUGAUUGGUCCGGUAUGGAUGUCCACGCCUCCGUAGAUUUUAUAAGAAAGAGUCUGACGUAUGAAGGAGCAUUUGCACAAAGUCCAGGAUUAGAAGCACAUGGUGGCAGUACAUACUGCGCCGUGGCCUCUCUUGUUUUAAUGAACAGACUCUCAACUACUCUGUCCUCCAAAGAAAUUAAAAGAUUGUUGCAGUGGUGCAUGUUCAGGCAGGAGUCAGGCUUCCAGGGGCGGCCCAACAAGCCAGUGGACACCUGCUACUCCUUCUGGGUCGGAGCCACUCUUAAGUUACUUGACUCAUACAGCAUGAUUGACAAGGAAGCCAACCGAACAUACCUGAUGGAAACACAGGACCUCAUCAUUGGCGGAUUCUCAAAGUGGCCCAAUCAUAGUCCCGAUGCCCUACACGCCUACUUUGCCAUCUGCGGUCUGUCUCUAAUGAACGAACCGGGCCUCCAGCAGAUGCAACCUGCCCUCAACAUCUCCGUCAGAGCUGCCCACUGGUUGGACAACAUACAUCAAGACUGGAAAACAAGAUCUGUCGCUGGAGAUCCAUUCCUAGUGCCGUCAUUAUCACCAGCAUCGUUAACACCAUCGUCAUCUUCAUCACUCCAACAAACAUCCUUGAUAUCGUUAUCAUCAUUACUGACUUCGUUACCACUACCGACGACUUUACAGACGUCACCAUUGACGUCAUGGUCUACAUUUGCUGAUAACCAAUAAAAUCAUUCCUCAUUUGAUUGAUCGGUUGACUGGCUGGUUGAUUGGUUGGUUAGCUGAUUGAAGGCUCGUUGGUUGAAUCACUGAUUGGCUCGUUGGCUGGUCGAUUGAUUGAUUGGUUGAUGAAUUUUUUCAUUAAAUAACUCUUUCACCUAUUCAUUCUUCUAAAUUGAAACUCCAAUUGAAGUUUGUUUGUGAUUUAGAUUUUUAGGCUUUUUGAUUUUAUACUUCUGGCGUCAUUUAUUAUUUAGAAUGCGCUUUUUUUACAUAAUGGAAGAUUUCUAAAAAAUAUUGUUUUUCUUAAAAAUUGUUCCUCGUUUUAUCGAUUUCACAUUUCAUAUUGUCAAAAUUGUCUCGAGUUUUUAGACAUCACCAGUUUGCUGUUAAGUUAACUUUUAUUAAAAUAUUCAAAUGCAAUUAUUUUGUCCAAAAUGUAGUUAGUCAGACAUGAAAGAUGUGAAAUAUGAAAUGAGUGAAAGAUAAUGUUAGUUUGAAAUCAAGACGUUUUAUCAGUGGAUUAGUGCAAAAUCAAUGAGACCGGCUUGGAGCUCUCUGAGCUACCAAUAGACAUUUUAAUUGAAUAAUUAAUUGAAUAAUUAAUCAAUUACCUCAUUUUCAUUUUUACGAUAAUGUUAAGAAAUCAACGAUCUUACGUUUAAAUCAAUCAAUCAAUCAAUC